CUUUUAGAGAGAAAGAGCACAGUUCAAAGAAACUUGAACUUAUAAUACUCUUGAAUACUUUAAAACUUAUUGGCGUUCGGUUGCAUUUGGACUAUUGCUCCUAUUAACAUAGUCUAAACCUCUCCUAAGAAGCUUUUUUUUAGAAGUGAUCUGUUAAACUUUCGUGUUUAGAUCUAGCAAAGAGCGAUGGCCAAUAGGAUAAUCCAAAGCUACUUUUUGUGAUCGAAGCCACGUGUUUUAAGCCCACCACUCCAGUGUUCUAUAAUGGCUAUUCUGCUUGGUUUGCUGGUGGGCGCUCUUACCCUCGCUGUUUGGUGGGUGCUCCAAAACUACACCUACUGGAAGCGCCGAGGUAUUCCCCAUGAUCCGCCCAACAUUCCACUGGGCAACAUCGGCGAAUUAUGGCGGACGAUGCCGUUGGCCCACAUUCUCAAGCGAACCUAUUUGAAAUUCAAGAACAAGACGGACGGACCUUUCGUCGGCUUCUACGCUUAUGCAAUGAAGUAUAUUGUGAUCACCGACAUUGAUUUUGUGAAAACCGUACUGGUUACGGACUUUAACAAGUUCCACGAUCGCGGAGUCUAUCACAACGAAAGGGAUGAUCCGCUGACCAACAAUCUAACCACUAUCGAGGGUCAAAAGUGGAGAAAUCUGCGCCACAAGCUAACUCCGGCCUUUACGCCUGUUAAAAUGAAGAACAUGUUCCCAGCCGUUUUGGGCGUGGCCCAUGAACUAAUCCAGGUGAUCGAUGAGCAGAUCUCGAGCUCUCCGCAGACCAUAGAAGUCGCCGAUAUGAUGGCUCGCUUCACUGCCGACGUAAUUGGCAUCUGUGCCUUUGGCCUGGAGUGCAAUAGUUUGCGGGAUCCCAAGGCGGAAUUUGUGAAAAUGGGUGAGACGGCGUUGAGGGAACGUCGACAUGGCUGUCUGGUGGACCUCCUCGUCUUCGGAGCACCCAACUUGGCCGUCAAGUUGGGCAUCGAGAUGCUGCUGCCGUCGGUACAGUCAUUCUACAUGAAUAUUGUAAGGGACACCAUAGAUUAUAGGGUGAAGAACAAUGUAACUCGGAACGACUUUAUGGACUUGCUGAUCGAUAUGAAAUUGAAAUACGAUAGUGGCGAUAAGCAAGAUGGCCUCACCUUCAAUGAGGUUGCUGCCCAAGUAUAUUCAUUUUUCCUGGCUGGCUUCGAAACGAGCUCCACAACCAUGGGAUUUGCCCUCUAUGAACUGGCCAGCAAUCAGGAUGUCCAGGAUAAACUGAGGCUGGAAGUGGACAAUGUGCUGGCGAGGCAUGAUGGGCAACUAAACUACGACAGCAUGCGAGAGCUGACGUAUCUGGAAAAGGUCACCGAUGAAACCCUGCGAAAAUAUCCUGUUGUGGGUCAUUUGGUGCGGAUUGCAACUAAACCCUAUGUGCACAGCAGUCCAAAAUAUUUCAUUGAGCCCGGCACGGGAGUUCUGGUGUCCACUUUGGGCAUCCACCAUGAUCCUGAGUUCUACCCGGAGCCCGAAAAGUUCAUCCCCGAGCGCUUCGAUGUGGAGCAGGUGAGGAAGCGACCCCCAUGCUCUUUCCUGCCAUUUGGGGAUGGUCCACGGAAUUGUAUAGGUCUUCGAUUCGGACGGAUGCAGGUCGUCGUCGGAUUGGCCCUGCUAGUCCACCAUUUUAAGUUUGAAUUGCACCCCACGAAGACGUCAGUGCCAGUGAAGUACAAAAUCAAGAAUCUUCUGUUGAGCUCCGAAGGCGGCAUCAACCUUAAUGUCAGCAAGAUAGUGUAAAAAAGAUUUUAAAAUGUUACUUUUUUUUUAAGAACGUUGUUUGAGAAAAUGUGUUUAAACUGAACAAAUUUGUUGUAAAAGGUUUUUGUAAUAUUUCUAUGAAUUUUGUUCUAUAAACUUUGUUAGAAUAUGGUUUUUUAUUAAAAUAUUGUAUAUAUUGUACUCCAUUUUAUUAAAGGUUAUUAAAGGUUUCGAGAGGUUCUGGAAUGUAAUAAA
Messenger RNA from Drosophila gunungcola (fruit fly), 1989 nucleotides. RefSeq names its product probable cytochrome P450 6a19. The record is from RefSeq and is a predicted model, not a curated record. NCBI's taxonomy places the organism in Eukaryota, Metazoa, Arthropoda, Insecta, Diptera, Drosophilidae. Gene Ontology annotation, molecular function: heme binding; monooxygenase activity; oxidoreductase activity, acting on paired donors, with incorporation or reduction of molecular oxygen. The coding region runs from base 265 to 1773 and encodes 502 amino acids. The transcript is spliced from 2 exons.